This is a messenger RNA of Epinephelus fuscoguttatus (brown-marbled grouper), 1421 nucleotides long. RefSeq names its product histidine triad nucleotide binding protein 3 (gene hint3). The record is from RefSeq and is a predicted model, not a curated record. The transcript has 5 exons. NCBI's taxonomy places the organism in Eukaryota, Metazoa, Chordata, Actinopteri, Perciformes, Serranidae. The coding region runs from base 33 to 548 and encodes 171 amino acids. Gene Ontology annotation, molecular function: catalytic activity.
UCUUAAUUUUGAGAUAUCAAUGUACAACAACAAUGGCAGCAGCCGAGCCGACACAACCUGAGGCGACAAACCCUGUCCCGGCUGAUGUUCCCAAAACAAGCAACGGGCCAGCCGAAGGAUACGAGAAGAAAUGUAUUUUCUGCAAGAUUAUAAACAAUGAAAUGGGCACGGAGCUCCUUCACUGUGAUGAGGAGAUCUCAUGUUUCAGAGACAUCAAACCCGCAGCUCCUCACCAUUACCUGGUCGUCCCAAACAAACAUGUAGGGAACUGUAAAUCACUCAGCAAAGAGCAUGUGCCUUUGGUAAUGAGGAUGGUCGACACAGGGAAGGAGAUUCUUCAGAAGAACAAUGUAACAGACCUCAGUGAUGUCAGGUUCGGGUUCCACUGGCCCCCAUUCUGCUCUGUCACACACCUACACCUUCAUGUCCUGGCACCUGCCAGCCAAAUGGGCUUCAUGUCCCGCCUCUUCUACAGACUCAACUCCUAUUGGUUCAUCACAGCAGACCAGCUGAUUGAGCUUCUCAGCUCUAAAGGAGAGACCAACUGAUCACUGGCUUUGGAUCCAAGACUUACACUACUUGACUUUGAUGUGACUGUGACAUCCACCUUCUUGCAGAUGUCAUCAUGGAUGACUCACACUUAUAUUAAGUUGCUGUCUGUUGGGUCAGAGCUGAUGGCACAGUGUUAAACUGUUGACCACUUUUCAGUCUGGAUGCCAAAUGAAGGCUUGAAUGGAGCCAAAUCUUUUUUUGCUAUUUGAAACAUGCCACACAAAUGUUUCUUUUAAUGUUUUCACGGAAGAAGUGUAUUAAAUCUCCAUCAAUCUGCUGUGACAAAAAUGUAUUUACCGUAUGGACCAAGAAGUAUACGCGGUGAUUCACCUGCUUUCAUCUGUUGAUUAGCAAAGGUGGAAGGUAUUAACCCAUAUAAUUUACAAGCUGAUUUCCUAACGUGCACGUCUGUCUUAGUGCUUUGCAAAUCCGAUUUUAUGCAUGUAUAACUGAAAUGUAUUUAAACUCUGUAAGAAAAACGAAUCAAUGUAACUCAUAUAUCGACAUAACAUAUUGGACAGCUGUGUCUACCAUGAGUUCUGCUGCUAUGUUGAGUUAUCUCUUUACUGAUGGACAUUUUGUGGCCUAGCUGAUGUGGGUCAAAGCACAGAGUAACAUCUUCAUUAAUUAUUUACACAGCUCCUAAAGAGUGGAAGCAGCUAUAUUAUUCUCUGACCUCUUUGUAAUGAGCUCAACAAGCACUGAAAUAUAGUGGGGUAUUUGUACAUGCUCAUCUUUUAUUUGAUGCAGUGUCUCAGGAUUGUGUUAAAGUAUGCAUUAUGAAAUAACUGAUAGCUGCAUGAAGUGGAUAUUUAUGCUAUAUGAUUCUGCUGUAUGCAAAGGAAUGUAAAGACAGAAAAUCAUACUGU